Bombina bombina (fire-bellied toad) is the source of this 6343-nucleotide messenger RNA. RefSeq names its product family with sequence similarity 174 member B (gene FAM174B). Bases 269 to 709 code for a protein of 146 amino acids. The transcript has 3 exons. NCBI's taxonomy places the organism in Eukaryota, Metazoa, Chordata, Amphibia, Anura, Bombinatoridae. The record is from RefSeq and is a predicted model, not a curated record.
CCUGUGCAAAACACACCAGCAGGAUCUGUGAUCCUGGGGAAGCUGCAAAGGAGGUAGCGAGCCCAGGGACGCGGCGCACAGUCGGGAGGAAUUAUACACUUGGCCGAGUGAGCAGGGCACAGUUCAUGUCUAGCUAUUACUGGAAGCUAGUGCUCUGGGUUAUAUAGAUCUAGAGUUCACCUGCUUGGUAGACUUGCAGGAUUGUGGUUUCCUAAACUGUGCCUCUUUUGGGGAGGCAGCACAUACUGUGCAUAGCAGCAGCGUGAAGAUGCAAGCUCUCCUGCUGGCCGUGCUGGUGUGUCUGGCUGCACAUGGAGCACUGGGGAGUCUGUCCCAUAGGAGAGCCUUGGAGGCAGCUAUUAAUGAGCGGGGCACGCAGCCUACUGUAGCUAAGGCUGUGAGUAACAGCACGCAGGAGCACUUCAUAGACCUGGGGAACUCUACUUCUAUGGUUAACCGGAUCAGCACCAUUCUGAAGGACUUGCCAACUAUCAAGAACGUGGUGAUUUUCGUGUGUGGGUUCAGCACCUUAAUUAUUUUGUGCCUGUUGGUUAAGAUUUUCAGAUCUGGAAAGAGAAUACGAAAAACUCGCAAAUAUGACAUCAUCACAACUCCGGCAGAGAGAGUAGAAAUGGCACCUCUCAAUGAUGAGAACUAUGAAGAGGAAGAUGCAACUGUUUUUGAUGUCAAGUAUAGAUACAGUAGGUAAACAUAUUGGAUCAUCUAUCACCUGAUCAGAUCAACCAGAUUUACAUCGGAUCCCAACUCUUAAGUGGAUUUUUCUUUAAUAUCUUCAUUCACAAAAAAGACUAAACACUUUUUUUUUUUUUUUUCCCCCCCCGUCAUGUCCUGUGGUGUCUCCUUAAGGAAUUUCAUAUAUAAGUCCGCUUUUAUUAAACCUGCCAAAAUAUCCAUAUAAAAGGAAAUGUUUAAGACGCUGGAGGAAAACAAAGAGUGGUCUGCCACUGUUUGUUGUAGUUUUUUUUUUAUUCAAGCCAAAUAAUUGUUGUGGCUUUUGUAUAAAGGACAGUGUGAGAAUGCCAUUGUUACAGGACAUAUUAAAAAGAAACCAAUAACACUCCAGGAGAAUCCAUGUACCUUUUUUUUUUAAUAGAAAACUUUCUCAAAAAUAAAUAAAAAAUAUAUAUAUAUUAUACACACUACCAUAUGCUGUACAACCAACAGAUGGAUUUGUGCUUUGAUUUGCAGCUUUUAUUCAGCAAAUUGUUAAGAUCUAACUGAAACAAGAUCUACCUUUGGAAAAUGCCUUAAAAAUUAUGGCAGGUGGUAUCUACAUGUGCUUUACAUACAACAUAACUAUUGUCAUUGAGCCACAGUCACUGGUUAUAUUUCUGCCAUCUUGCAAGUAAGAAGCAGUUUCCUACUUAUCCUUUCCUUUGUUACUCUAGACCACUACCAUAUAACUUUGCACUAGCCAUGAAUGGAGGACCUAAUGUUUCAUUACCAUUGUUGACUGUGGUUAAGCAGAGAGAAAGAGAUACACGCAAACAGUUGAUGGUAACCUACAUAUAAACAUUUUAUCAGAAAACAGCAUCUGAUUUUAUUGGCUUCCUUUAAAUCACCCACAAUUUGGCAAGGAGUUGCUGAAGAAUGUAUAGUCAUAUACUGAACGCUAUAUAGAGAAUAUAUACUUGUUCCUGUAACAAAAUAUUGUUUUCUUGAUGAUAUGAAUACUGGAUUAUUUUUUUUUUUUUACCAGCUGUAGUUUUUCUUUCAUUCAAAUGAAAUCUGACCUUGUAUUUUAAUAACUUGGUUAGCUGUAAAAAUGAUAACACUAUAUCAAAAUGACAUGACAAUGCCAAGAGAAUGGGGAAAGGCUGCAUUCAAUGUUUAUUAAUGUUUUCAGUUUCUUUAAAAAAAAAAUACAUUUUUUUUAUUGAAAUGCUCUUUAUCUGUUAAUGAUAUACGAAAGCACAUUAAGGAAAUGAUGUGUCUUUUAAACAAAUAGGGUUUUGAAAAGGGCUUGCUGAAAGAUUUCAUUUUCAGAUGCUCUAUAAAUGUUAUGUUGAGUUAAAAUAAGUUUUAGGGAAUUGGUAACUUGUACAAAAGUUUUUUUUGUUAUGUUUUUGGUGAAGGGGGGAAUGCAGGUCUGCUGUGUUAUGAUUCUUUUUUGUUCUGUUACAUUCCAUAUCUUUGCUGUAGAGCUGUCAUGUUUUAAAGUCAUUCUCCUUAAAGUGAGUGUAAAGUUUACGGUAUGGGAAAGCUAAUUCUGAAACUACCUUUUAUUUUAUAGCACUUUCAUUUAGCAUUUUUCUUAAAGAUACAACAAAUUUAAUUUUUUUAAAUAUCAUGUAUACAUUUGAUUAUUCCCGUUCCAACCACCCUCUUCAAAGGUGACAUUUUCACCUCUUAUCCAAUCAACUUAGCAGCCAUAUGGCACAAAAAUAAAAAAAGAGCGUUGCAGAUAUAUAUAUUUUUUUUUUUACCCCAUGCCAUAAAAAAAGCAUUAGCAGGAGGCAGCUGGACCUGCAAUAAUAUAACGUAUACAUGAUAAUAACAAAAAAUAAAGAUUUUUGCAAUUUAAAAUUAACGGUAGUUUCCGAAUUAGCUUUCCAAUACCGUGAACUUUACCAUCACUUUAAACGUAUAGGAUUGGCUUUCAUUUUAGAAAGAAUUUGGUUCUUUGAAAGGUUAUAAAUCCAACUCUUAUUCUGCUACAGUUUAAUUUAACCCAUUCAUUGUAUAAAGGAAUGUGGAAACAAUGCAUUAACUUUAAUGUACUACUGUUUUAAAUCUAAAUAUAUGCUUUAUGAUGCUUCUAGUCCAAUUCCCGCUUGGGCUACUUAUUUUUUUUUUUUUGGAAGGCUCCUAAAAAAAUCAGACAGAUGCUAUAACUUAAGCUAUUCAGUCAAAGUGGCAUAAUGGUCAAUAUUAAAAUGUACAUGAGUGCAUUCAGUUUUAUAAUAAAUUGUUGCCAUAUAUUUCUAUUGGCAUAAAUGCUUACAGAAAAAGUUUACGGUUUCAGAGACAUAUAUACAUGUGCAGUGCAUGCCCGUGCGCCAGCAUUCAGACGCCAUAUCGGCGAGCCAGCAAGUAUGGCAUUUACAUUAUACACACAAGCGCUUGCUCCCUGAGCUGACAAAAUGUUUAAACGCUGGUGCAUGGGCACUUGUUGCAUGUGUGUAUAUGCUGCUGAAACACUGAUAGCUUUUACUAGAAGCAUUUUUUACCAAGUAUAUUGCAAACAUUUUCCUUUUUUUUAAAAAAAUAUAUUUUUUAACUUUCCCAGUUCACUUCCAUUAUCUGAAUGUGCAGACUUUUUUAUAUGCACACUGUCUGAGGUACAAGCUCCUACUGCGCAUGUGCAAGAUUCACAUGAUAAAUGUAUAUGCAUUGUGUGAUUGGCUAAUAGCUGUCACAUAAUACAUUAAAAAGGAAAAUAAAACUGACAUUUGUCAGAAAAAAAAUUACUCAUGUGAAAUUCAUACUAAGCGCUUUUUGCAUUGUCUUUUAUUAUGCAUUUAUUGAUUGACAUUCUACUGUAUUUAAUGGUCUUUAAGACAAUUUUCUGGACCUAGGCAGAAGGUGGGAGGGGGGAGGAUAGUGGCCCAAUUUUCUAAAGCUCUCUUGGUCAGUUUAAUUUCUCAUGUCUUGUCAGUAUUACAAGGUCACUCAAAGAAUUUUAGAAAAGCAGUUUUUAUAUUGAGAGCUGUUUAUCUAUCUGUGCUGAUUAUCAUAUAAUAUAAUGAUUAAACAGAGCAUUUAUUUUUACACUUAGAAGUGUUGCUUUAAAAUUACACUCAACACAUCUUUUUUGCUUGUGUCACACUGCGUAGAGUCCAAAAAGAAAAUUAUGUAAUCUAACUUUGAAAACCUAAGUUACAAAAUUAGCUUUUUGGCAUCUAUGGGGAAAAGCCCACUUUUUACUCAAAAGCAAGUGGUGUUUAGUAUCCCUUUAAAAUAAGAACAAAAUAAAUCUUGCAGGAUACAUAGAAAUCUUAUUAAGAAGCCGUAUGAUGAUGAUUCAUACAUUGAAUUGGACUAACAUACAACUGCUCACAUGACUCAUGAGCAAUGCAAUAGUUAAUACAGUCACUAACAUAAUACAAUAAUUUACAUAAUACAUAGGACUGACCCAAGAGGCUGGAAGCAAAUUUACUGACUUCCACACACCACUCCCUAUCCUUCCCGAAAAUAUUAUGUUUAUAGAGUGUUUUUUUUGUACAGAAACGUUCUGCCAAAAGGAACUCAAGCAGUUUCUUCCUGUUAUGUUCUCAUAUCAAGCUCAGCCUCUGGGGGCCUUUUUCAAACCAUGCAUGGGGCAAACAUUCUCAAAAGCAGGAGAUAGGUGUAGAGUUUUAGGUUUUUAAUAUAUAUCCAUAAGAAAGUGAGUCUCAAUCACUUGGAUGAUAAACUUUUUAUAUUCUCACUAUUACUUUACAUAAUCAUUUCUAUUGUUAUACAUGUAUUUAUUUUCUGUAAAUUGGAGCAAAUGUUACCAACUUAAAGGGGCAGUACACUUUAUAAUUAGCUCAAUAUCUUAAUUUGAGCUUGAAAUAUAUAAUCCUGGAAAUAGUGAUCAAAACCGAAAGAUUGUAUGUCCUAUUUUUUUUUUUUUUUUUUUACAUAAGAAUUUACAGAACGUUUGAUAUAUUUCAAGACCAAAUUAAUCUAUUGAGCUACAUUUGAUUUUAAUAUUUACUGUCCCUUUAUUACAGUUUUUACUAUAGUCCUGGCAAAGUGUCAAAACAUGGGGUACAACUGGAUGAAACUACCCAAACCUUUCCUAUUAUAAGGCAGCUGCUUUUUAUGAUUUUCACAGCAAACCUUUACAUUUUCUAAUAACAAAGCUAUGGGGCGCAGUGGUGAUCUUGGGGGGGUGUAACGUCAGUAGCUUAUAUAGUUAUAUUUAUUAUAAGACUAUUUGGGGAUGUGGGUGUUUAUUAUAACAAGGUUUUACUCAAAUUCUUUAUAUAGUAUUUUAAGGGAGAGGGAAUUAUCUACUAUGCACAUUAACUAUCUAUCUUUAGUAUAUUAUUUUUAUUUUGUUGGGAGAGCUUGAUAAAAGAAUGUUAAUAUGCCAAUUAGGUUAUUGGUUAUGGGAAUUUUAUUAUAUAUACAUAGAUUCUGACAGUUGCAAUACUGAGCCAGUGUAUAAUACGAAUUUUCACUGGACUGUGCUGUGUUAAAAUGCUGAACUUUAUUAUAGAAACUCUGCAGUCCAUCAAAGUUACGCUAGCUAAUUUUUACUGAUGUCAAGAUAUUGAUAACAUUUUAAUGUUUUUAUCACAUGGAGGUCAAAUGUUUGAUCAGUUCCCUGAACGAAGUUCACAUUUAGUAACCGAGUGAGGUUGCUUGUUUAACAUACUUGCAACCAGGGGCUCUUCAAAACAAUGAGACUCUGGCCUGUCUUGCAAUGAGACUCUGGCCUGUCUUGCAAUGAGACUCUGGCCUGUCUUGCAAUGAGACUCUGGCCUGUCUUGCAAUGAGACUCUGGCCUGUCUUGCAAUGAGACUCUGGCCUGUCUUCAAAACAAUGCGACUCUGGCCUGUCUUGCAAUGAGACUCUGGCCUGUCUUGCAAUGAGACUCUGGCCUGUCUUCAAAACAAUGCGACUCUGGCCUGUCUUGCAAUGAGACUCUGGCCUGUCUUGCAAUGAGACUCUGGCCUGUCUUGCAAUGAGACUCUGGCCUGUCUUCAAAACAAUGAGACUCUGGCCUGACUUGCUUAUCACAGUUUGUUGCUUGUGUGCCAUUUUUAAGGGUUCACCUUGUAUCAGUUGAAAAUGACCCUUGGUUUUGGAAGUGUGACACAUACCAGUAUCCAUUGUGAUUUUUUAAAUGGUUAACUUGCUGCUAUAUGAUCUCUGUUGUCCUAAUGAUCCCUUUUUUGUGUUGUUUUUUCAUGUUCUGUUUUGUGGGUUUUAGAAAAACAAGCUAAAAAUAGAGUACAAGUACUUUGCCAUUCCUUUUUGAUUAGCUAUUUAAUUACUACAAGACCUCAUCUGUGCUUUAAUUACCAGUUCAUUUAAGCAAAUGAAGCAAGCUGGCUGCAGACUUCCUGUGUACUUUUGUAAUGCUAUGUCUGUGUUUAAAGUAGCAGUACUGCUUAUUUUGAGGCAAAAAAAACAUGUGGGUGUUAGCUCUUGGGCCAUGGUAACCAAAUAAGUAUUUCCUGGCAUACCGUAACACUUAUUUCCCCUGCAAAACCUGUGAAUAUAGAUCCUGUAAAUUGCUGCUUUUCAGUGAUUUUACUUUCUCCUGAUAAAGACAGUAUAUAUCUGCUGAAACAUGUUGGCAUAUUUUAAAUAUUUUUAUAAAUUGUUGAAGCUGGAAUACAAUUUGUUUUGUUAUCACCUCUAUAAUAAAGGAUCUAUACCUGUA